CUUUUAAAUACAUCUUAAAAUAUUUUCUGGCAAUGUAAAUUGAAGCCCAAAUUUUGUAUCAAUUCGAGUGUUUUCGAAAAGGAAAGAAUGAAAACAAAAAGUAUAUUGGAGUGCUCAAGUCUGAUAGAUUAGAUUUGUACAAGGAAAAUUCGCAAGUAUCUAAGUAUUCCCUACCAAUCCAGCUAUAGACACACAUUAAAUGGGAAGUUGAGGAAGAUAAUUUGAAUGGGAAAAAGCAUUAUAAAAUAGUGUCAUUCAAAUUUCAAUAAGUUAAAUAAAUUAAAGAAAAUCAUGUGGCCAAAAUUUCUACAUUUUAUAGUGACGAGAAGACCCUUACCAUUCUAAAAGAGCAUCUGAGAAAUAAAAUCAUAUUUUAAAGGAUUUAAGACUUUUAUACCCCUCUCUAAACUUUGGGAAAAGGUGCAUCCUCAAGGGUUCUCCUUGUCAGACACAAAAACACCGAAUUAUAUUAUGCAGCUAAAUGUGUAGACAAAUCCUAUGUUAAUGAAACAGAAAAUGGAAUUGAAUCCAUGUUUCAAGAAAUUUCUAUCAAUAAUGCCCUUGAUCAUCCUUCAUUUAUUAAGUUACAUGCUGUCUAUGAGGGGGAUAACACAUUUUAUAUGGUAAUGGACCUAUUAGAAGGAAGAAGUUUGCAUGAUGAAAUAAACAAUUCAUAAAAAUGGAUUCCCAGAAGAUAUUGUUAGGAAUGUAAUCAAAUUCUCACUGGUAUUGAGUACAUGCAUGAUAAAUAAAUUAUGCAUCGAGAUAUAAAACCUGAAAAUAUCAUGCUCUUAAAAAAAGGAGAUUUGAAUUCUUUAAAAAUUGUUGAUUUCGGAUUGGCCACAUAUUGCAAUAUUGAUAAAUAUUUAUUUCCUAAAUGUGGAACACCAGGCUAUGUUGCUCCUGAGAUUGCUAAUUUAGUAGAUAAAACAAUUAAAUAUGAUAAAGUUUGUGAUGUUUUCAGCGCAGGAGUAAUCUUCUUUAAAUUAUUAACAGGAAAAGAUCUUUUUCCAGGAGUUGGAUUUAAUUUAGUUUUAAAACUAAAUAAAUAAUGCAAAAUUGAUUUGACCCCUUUACAAAUGAAAAAAAUAGAUCCCUCCAUCAUUUCUAUAGUUUAGAAAAUGCUAGAGAAGGAACCAAAUCAAAGGAUUGGAGCAGCCCAAUGUCUAUAGGACCAAUUUUUUGCUUCGUGUUACUAAGCAUAAGGGUUAUAAGGACCUUCUAAAUUAACUGCUAAUUAAAAAAAAUAAAUGUUCUCUUCAAGUGGCAAAGCUCUGACUACUGAAUUUCCAAAUGAUAAAAUUAAGGGUAGUCCCCAGGACAAACUUGAAAAUUAAGGAUCUUUUGUUACAUAAGAUAAUGCUUUUCGACCCAUACAAUCUAAUUAAUAAAAGAUAAUGUAAAAAUUCAAUACUACAGAAUUUGAACAUACUGAAAAUGCUUAAAGCCCAUAAAUGGAAAAGGUUAUUAAAUAAUUUCAAAAUGGUGAUACCAUCUAAGAAGAAGAUGAAAAAUGAAUAAAAUAUCAUUCAAUAUUUGUUAUUAAAAUAAUCAUUGAUAUA
This is a messenger RNA of Paramecium tetraurelia, 1562 nucleotides long. RefSeq lists its product as uncharacterized. Gene Ontology annotation, molecular function: ATP binding; protein serine/threonine kinase activity. Gene Ontology annotation, cellular component: nucleus; cytoplasm. The record is from RefSeq and is a predicted model, not a curated record. The transcript is spliced from 8 exons. Gene Ontology annotation, biological process: protein phosphorylation; mitotic DNA damage checkpoint signaling. Lineage: Eukaryota; Ciliophora; Oligohymenophorea; Peniculida; Parameciidae.